Protobothrops mucrosquamatus (brown spotted pit viper) is the source of this 3564-nucleotide messenger RNA. RefSeq names its product complement C7 (gene C7). The transcript has 18 exons. Gene Ontology annotation, biological process: immune response. Bases 15 to 2552 code for a protein of 845 amino acids. Lineage: Eukaryota; Metazoa; Chordata; Lepidosauria; Squamata; Viperidae. The record is from RefSeq and is a predicted model, not a curated record. Gene Ontology annotation, cellular component: membrane attack complex. Gene Ontology annotation, molecular function: protein binding.
CAGAAAAGGACAACAUGGGCUCACAACUCCAGAAACACAGGAUUCUAACUAUUUUGAUUCUAUUAGAAAUUACAGGCUGCUUUCCUGUUUUUUCAAGCAUUUAUCCAGUCCACUGCAGAUGGAAUCCAUAUGGUCCUUGGUCAGAGUGUGAUGGCUGUACUAAAACACAGAUUCGCAGGCGAAGUGUAGCAACUUAUGGACAGUUUGAAGGAAAUCCAUGCUCAGGAAAUUCAUUUGAAACUCGUGCAUGUGUUCCCACAAGAGGUUGCCCAACAGAAGAAGGAUGUGGUGACCGUUUCAGAUGUUCUUCAGGACAAUGCAUUCGCAAAUCAUUGAUGUGCAAUGGAGAUCAAGAUUGCCUGGAAGGUGGCUCUGAUGAAGAUAACUGUGAAGAAGUCAAGAAAAUAUGUGAUGAGAAGCCCCCACUUAGAUCACCUCCUAAUGUAAUGCUUACAGGAAGAGGCUUUGAUGCCCUUACUGGUGAAAUGAAAGGUGUGGUCAUUGACACUAAGAGCUUUGGUGGCCAAUGUCGGAAGGUCUUCAGCGGUGACCGGAGAGAAUAUUAUCGGCUGAGUGAAAAUGUCCUUGCUUAUACAUUUGAGGUGAAAAUUGAGAAUGAAUUCAAUACUGAAUUUUACAACAGUAGCUGGUCCUAUAUGAAAGAGACAGAGAGUCGCGCUAAUGGAAAUGAUUACCAUCACUACACAGAAGAAGAAUAUGCAAAAGACCGUUCAGAGAGUAACUAUCUUAUGGUGAUUGAAAAUUCAGUGGAAGUUGCACAGUUCCUCAAUAACCAACCCACAUUUUUAAACCUUGCGGAGUCCUUCUGGCACGAGCUUUCUAGACUGCCUUCUUUCUAUGAGUAUAAUGCAUAUCACCAACUAAUUGAACUUUAUGGAACACACUUCCUGCAUUCUGGAUCUUUGGGAGGAUAUUACAAAGCCAUUUUUCAUGUCUCUAAAAAUAAAGCUAGCUCAAGAGGGCUCAGUCUAACAGAUAUGCACAAAUGCACUACUUCUGGAUACAAUUAUUGGAUUGUAAAGAAGAAGAAAGUAGAAUGUGAAACCCUCAAUGAAAUCUUGAAGCAAUCUUCAGGAGUCCGCAACGAUCAGAUUAGAGCUGACCCAUAUGUAGAGGGAGGGGAUUCUGGAUCUGUGGCUGGCUUAAGUUUCAUAGACGUGAACAAUCCAGUGGCAAAUACCGAACGAUAUUCCCACUGGGCUCAUUCAGUGUCUCUUUUCCCUAAAGUUAUUAAAAAAAAGCUGGCACCUCUCUAUGAGUUGGUGAAGGAAGUACCAUGUGCCUCGGUCAAAAAACUGUACCUGAAAAAAGCAAUUGAAGACUAUUUGAGUGAGAAUGACCCCUGCAAGUGCAAGCCAUGUCAGAAUGGUGGUGAGCCAGCUGUGGAAGGAACUCAGUGCUUGUGUUUUUGCAAGCCGUAUACCUUUGGAGCAGCUUGUGAACUGGGAACUCUUGUACAAGAUCAGCCAGGAGUCAUUAAUGGAGGCUGGAGCUGUUGGUCUUCUUGGAGCCCAUGUACUAAUGGAAGGAAGUCCAGAAGUCGGAGUUGUAAUAAUCCUUCCCCAGGGGGUGGUGGAAAAUCUUGCAUUGGUGAAAGCUUUGAAAACCCUCAGUGUGAGGAUGAAGAGUUGCAAUAUUUUCGAACAAUAGAGCCACACUGCUUUGAUACUUCUGGAACUGUCAGAGAAUCCUGCCCAUCACCGCCUCACUUGGAAAAUGGAUAUGUUCAAGAUGCUGAUUCAUUCUAUCCUGUGGGGAAAAGCAUCCAUUAUGCUUGCACCACUGGAUACGUAAUUGUAGGAAACCCAGUUGCUACCUGUGCUGAAGGCUUGAAAUGGACCAUUGGAGAAAUCAGCUGCCAGAAAACAGCUUGUCUUUUACCAAGGUUUGAAGGAAGACUGAGAGGAAAUCCACUGAAGCCUUCCUAUCAGAUUGGAGAGAAAAUUCACCUGUCCUGCCCAAAUGACAUGCAGCUAGUAGGAUCAUCUCUUCUUCUAUGUGAACCUAGUCUGAAAUGGUCUCCUGACCUUGCUCAAAUCCACUGCCAAAACCAAGUUGUUCCUCCAGUUACACAUCCAACAGUGAUUCAGUGCCAACCAUGGGAGAGAGUUUAUCAGACUCAGUGUGUUUGUAAGUUGCCAAACGAAUGCAGCUCUUCGCUGGAUGUCUGUGCUACUGACCCCAAAACUCAGAGGAGCAUAUGGCUAACCAUUUGCAAGCUACAUGCCCUUGAAUGUAGGGGUAGGCAAUACACUUUAGUGGGCGAGGAAAACUGCAAAGCCCGUACUCUACCCGAGCAAAGUUGUGAUUCCUGUCAAUUGUGGGAGGAUUGUGAUGAGUCCACCAACACGUGCACAUGCAGAGAAGCUGGACAAUGCAGUGAAACUGGAACAAGCAUUUGUGUCAGUGUGAAUGGAAGUCCUGACCAACAGACUAUGACUGAAUGCGAGGCCGGCAUCCUUAGAUGCAGUGGAGAGAAUGUCAGUGUAAUUAGCAUAAGACCUUGUCUUAUACAACAAACUUCCCAAUAAUUAAUGUCAUUGGUAAUAGAACUGGGUAGACAAUGUGAUUAACAAUGAAGAGGCAGAAAAGUAGAGACAGUGCUAUUGAAAUUUGUAAAAUAUCUCUUUCUGUUAAAUAAUACAUGACAAGAAAGGUUUGCAGAUAUUUUAUUGGUGUAUAUUCUCUUCCCAAAUAAAAGUUGGAAAAUAAUCAGCCCACUCAAUUUUAUAUGGAUUUUAUCCAUAUUGCAGGAAUAUCACCAAAUUUAGAGCAGCCCAGUAGGAAAAAGACACUCAACAUUUUCUGAUCAGGAAUCACUUUUGGCCUCACUGAUAAGGCUAAAGGCCACAUUCCAAAAAAUAAUAGCUGAGAAAAAGAUCUUAAAACUAAUUAAGUUUUAUUUUGUUUGCAAAUUAACUGCUGUUAAUGUAAUUACUUUUAGUUAUACAGUAUUUUUAAUAAUUUCCACUUCUAUAGGCCUGAGAAUUUAAGUUGAGUACUUCUGCACUAAGGGAUAAAGGAAAUUUUGACUAGCUAACAACAACUGUAAUGAUGUUAGCAUUUGGCAGGCUAACAGUUGUGCGUAGUGGUCUGCAUUCUGUCUGGCAGAUAGUUCUGGACACCUGACGUAACCCACAUCUCUUUCAUCUUGUCUUACUAAAACAAAGAAAGAGAUGUUGGGGUUGUAGAUCUCUUUAACAAUCCUGAAAUAUUCUGGUCCGGGACUUUUUGCUUGAAAUUGAAAUCACUUUGAUUGUACGUUUUAAUGAUUAGAAUGAUUUUGUUGUUAUAGAAAUGGCUUGAAAUGUUGAGAAAUGUGAGGCUAAAGGUUGAGUUGUAAUUCUUUAUUUUUUUUUGUACUCUACUGCACUGAACAAAGUUAGAAGUUGCACCUGUUUUCUUGUUACUUUCUCUUUGCACCUCUCUCUUAACUUUCUAACUUUUCUUUUUGUAGCUUUAUCUUACAAUAAACUUUGAUAAAAAUUUUGAACAAACAAUCCUGAAAUAUUCACAGAAGUUGACUUUUCAUGUCAAUAAAUC